Messenger RNA from Ictalurus punctatus (channel catfish), 6188 nucleotides. RefSeq names its product synemin, intermediate filament protein (gene synm). Gene Ontology annotation, biological process: fast-twitch skeletal muscle fiber contraction; intermediate filament cytoskeleton organization. The coding region runs from base 152 to 3439 and encodes 1095 amino acids. The transcript is spliced from 5 exons. The record is from RefSeq and is a predicted model, not a curated record. Lineage: Eukaryota; Metazoa; Chordata; Actinopteri; Siluriformes; Ictaluridae. Gene Ontology annotation, cellular component: neurofilament cytoskeleton; intermediate filament; costamere. Gene Ontology annotation, molecular function: structural constituent of cytoskeleton; structural constituent of muscle; vinculin binding.
GGCUCCUGAAGUGUCUCUGAGGAGGGGAUCAUUAGUGCGCGCCUCCCUUCAGCACCUGGGAGAAGUCUGCUUUAACCUCACAGCAGCACCGCGCGUCCUGCUCACUUCCCCAUGAAAACGAAGGCAUAGUUUCCUUCUUACCUUUUCCAACAUGUUUCAGUUCAAGAGGUCGUUCGAGGGCGAAAAGCUUCAGCUGCAGGAACUGAAUCAGAGGCUCGGGCAGUACCUGUCCAGAGCGAAGCUGUUAGAGCAAGAAAACGCUCGCCUGGUAGCGGAAAUAAACACGAUCAGGCAUAACAGGUCUGAAGAAUGGGAAAACACACGCAUGGCCGAGCUGAGAGAGAUGAGAAGGCUGGUGGAACAACUCUCUCUGGAAAAAUCCAGAGCGGAGAUGGAGCGAGAGAAGCUGCGCAGAGAACUUCAGCUGAUCCAGGCCAUGCGCUCGGACGAGUCCGCAUUUAGCAGAGGUCUCGAUGGCGAGCUGAAAGGUUGUGAAAAGCAGCUCCAAAAUGCUCUUCAGACCAACAGCGCGUUAGAGAAGCGCAUGUUUCAGCUGCAGAACGAAUGUGCGCUUUUCCAUGAUGCUCACAGGAACGAGGUCGCGCGCCUCAGGGACCAGGUUCACACCCGGGUCCUACCUGUUGUCACUCGGACUUAUCACGGGCCACCAGCGUUUACUACGGAAGAAGUCCAGAAUUAUGCGCUUAGCCUGUCUGAAAGCUGGAUGGAGACAUUUGAAGUGUACCGACAGCAAGUUGAGGAGAUGGAAGAAUCCAUAAAAGCAGAUCAGGCGAGGCUCGAAGAUAUUAGAAGAGAGAAGGUGGAGUACGCUUCAGAGCUGAACAAGCUGCGGGUGGAAAUGGAGAAACACAGCCAGAUGCAGCUGGAGCUGGAACAGCAUCUCAUGGACAUGCAAGAAAAGUUUAGGAAAGAUGUCAGUCAGUAUCAGAUAAUUGUUGAAGAACUGGAACAAGAGCGUAUGUUUCUGGCCAACACCAUUUCAGAAAAGCUGAAGGAUCAUCAUGAACUCCUACAGGUCAAAAUGGGGCUUGGCAUGGAAGUGGCUGCAUACAGUUUAAGGUUUUGCUUGGUGAUGACAGAGCAAGGUGGUGAGCAUACUAAGGACAGGGCACUGCUAGAAGGUGAAGGUAAACAUGCUCAGAUGAGGUCUGACCAAUAUUCAAGAGAGAGAAUAAUAGAUAUCAAAAUGCCAGCCAAACCUUAUACUCAAAGAGGCUCUACCAUGACAGCCAGUCGGCCAGAAGUGAGAAGGAAUUUAAUAGGGUAUGGUUUCUGGAAUACAGAACCCAUUUCCAGCAUGAGAAUGUCCACUGUAUCCAGUCAGGUCGAUUCCCACAAAAACUCCAGGAUUUUGCCUAUCACUAUUUCAAACCAUGCCCAAAAGAGUCCUGCGGCAAGAAGAGACAUGCUUGCUUUCACCAAAGCAAAACAGGCUUCAAGUACACCAAGCGCAACCAGACCUGAUGUCUCUGCUAGUAAGACUAGCAAAGAAGUGAUGGAAGAACAGAGGGUGAUCAUCAACAGUGUGUCUAAAAGCCUACCAAGGAGUUCACCUGAUCUUUUCCAGACAGAAAUACAAAACAAAUCAUUCCCCACUGCCUCAUCAACAGUAGAAUUAAAAUCAGUGAGAGUUGUGGCACCACCUAUGAUGAGCCUGAAGAGUAAUGCAGAAACCCCUCAGAAAGUUGUUAAGAAAGGUGAAAGAGACGAUGAGAGGACAGAAGCAGAUCAUGUCAAGGCAACAGUGCAACCUGAUGCAACACCAUUUGUCCAGGAAAAGGAAUCCAACCAUGAAGAGGAGAGAGAUUUGAAAGAUUCUGGAAAUGUGGGACCAAAGGUAUUUGCAGGUGAGGAAAAUGUUUUGGACUCAGUGUCCAUGGAAGAAAUUAUUGAGAAGUUCAUAAAGCCUGCUGGACUUGAUACAAAGAUAAGUUCAUCUCCUGACUCAAAGAUCACGUACCAUGUAGAGAAAACAGAGCAAGAGGAUGGAAGCACCAAGACUCAGAUAGUUCUCCAAACAAAAGUGGAAGAGGACCUGGAUGUGUCAGACAACCCGGCUCUUGAGGAACUCCUUAGUAAGGGGGUACAUAAAGUCUCUCUUGAGGAUCUUGAAGGAACUCCAACAGGAAGCAUGAUUCAGAACCUUCUGCGUCUUGGUCUUGAAAGUGAAAGCUUAGAAAACAAGUCGGUUAAAGUGGAGAUAAUGGAGGCACCACUGGAAUGUCAUAGUGAUGAAGGGGAAGCUGAAAUUGAAGAGACUGUAGAGGUUAAGUACAAACCUUCCUUCCAACCUUCAUCAACAUUCUUUCACAUUGAAGAACCAGAGAAUGAACCUCAGCCAGCUGAACAACAUGGAAACACUGACGAGUCUGUGAAAGCCUCAGAGAAUUUCAAGAGUGGAUUUGUGCAGGUACAGGAAGUGUCUAGGGAUGAGAGCCUCCCAUACUAUUCUCAGGGCCAAGAAACACAAGAAUACUUUGUUUCCACCCCUGAAGACAACAUGUCUGGAUCAGAGGAGGGUGGAGGAUUUAUGUCUUAUGGACAUUAUGGGGUAGUGGAAGACCUUUCAGAUGAGAGAUACUACCAGGAAGAAGGUCUGCCUACAAACAGGAGGUAUUCUGAUGAAGGGGAAAAUAACAGGGAGUCAAGUGAAUAUGUCAAAAGAGAUACCACUGGAAUUCCAGAGUGCAUUAUUGAAGAGGAGGUGCAUGUUUCUCCCAGAAUGCAAGAAUCCAUGCUAGAGAUCCUGAAAGAAGAGUCAUUGGACCCCAGAGAACAGCUAAAGGGAGCACUGGAGCAGCUAGAGGGCACUGUGUCUGGAGCUCUAAAAGAAGAACUUGUUUCUUUCACCCAAGCUGGUCAAAGUUCUGAGAACCUGUCUGUUAGCAUCCAGAAGGUGCCACAAUCCCCAGACAAUGGAACAACGACCUUUGUGGCCGAGCUUAAUAUUUCCCAGAGUCUGGAGGAUUCUGGACUGCUGCAAAAUGAGGCAGAUGACCUGUCACAGGAACGGGUAAUGGCAGCGCUGCGGCCCUCCAUCUCUGACCUCCACCAGGCACAUAGUGCUGGAGCUGGUGGUGAGUAUACCAUCAGACUUUCCACAGAGGAGAUCCAAAAAGGGGAAAUGCCAUGGAUGACCAACCUUGAGGAAACUGAAGGCUUGUGCUCAGGUAGUGAAAUUAGCAAGACGGAGAAGGUCAUCAGGUUGGGGCCUAAUGAGAGGUCCUUCACAUUCCAAAUGGAUAUUAACAAUAGCGCAUCUGCGACAGGCAUAGAAGGGAUGGAUUCUCAAGAUCAGAAAGGCAAUGGAGCCACUGUGCAAGAGUUUCAACAGAAAAAGGAGACUGAUCCUUCAUUAAAGGUCUACCAAGAGAAAAGAAUUGCUACAGUUUAUCUUGAACGCCCCCAGGAGGACUAACUGAGAUCCAGAUAAAACCACCUAUAACUGAGAUCCAAAUAAAACCACCUAUUAUAUAAUCAGGUAUGGAGAAAUAUUGGUUACUGUCAUUGUCUUUACAAUACAUAUAAAAGCAGCACAUAUCAAGGACUUAAAGUUUUGCUUUCUAUGCAAUCAGAUUUAUGAUUCAAGACCCUAUUGGCUCUGUGCUCUUUUUUUUUCCUGUGUUGGCAUAAAUGAAUUUUCACAUUUAUUACAUGUCUGGGCCUGCAAUGACAUGUAAUAAAAUAUACUGAAGUUAAUAAAAGAGCAUUUAAUAUAAUUGAUUACAGGAUAUCACUGUUUCUUGUAACACUAUGCAAAUUAUUUUAAACCAAACUUCAAUUCAAAUAACACAUACUGCUAAUCCUAUAUUCAAAUCACUGCUUUGUGUUUCUGAUUCAUCUUUUUUCCCCCUUAAUCUACUUCCUUUUACUUAAUAUUUUGCACUUGACAUUGAACAUAUAUUCUUUUGAUCUACUUUGUAUUCUUUCAUACAGUGCCUUGCAAAAUUAUUCACCCCGCAUUACAACCUGUAAUUUCAAUGGAUUUUUAUUUGGAUUUCAUGACAUGGACAUACACAAAAUAGUCCACAUUGGUGAAGUGAAAAACUUGUUUAAAAAAAAAAAAUGUAAAAAUUAAAUACAGAAAAGUGGUGCAUGCAUAUGUAUUCACUCCCUUUGCUAUGAAUAACCUAAAUAAGAUCUGGUGCACCCAAUUACCUUCAGAAGUCACAUAAUUAGUUCAAUAAAGUCCACCUAUGUGCGAUCUAAGUGUCACAUAAUCUGUCACAUGACCUCAUUAUAUUAUACACGUGUUCUGAAAGGCCCCAGGGUCUAUAACACCACUGAGCAAGGAGAACCACCAAGCAAGCGGAACCAUGAAGACCAAGGAACUGUCCAAACAGAUCAGGGACAAAGUUGUGAAGAAGUACAUAUCAGGGUUGGGUUAUAAAAAAAUAUCUGAAACUUUGAACAUCCCAUAGAGUACCAUUAAAUCCAUUAUUAAAAAAUGGAAAGAAUAUGGCACCACAACAGACCUGCCAAGAGAGGGCUGCCCAGCAAAACUCACGGACCAGGCAAGGAGGGAAUUGAUCAGAGAGGUAACGAAGAGACCAAAGAUAAUCCUGAAGGAGUUGCAAACCUCCACAGCAGAGAGUGUGUCCAAGUAUCUGUCCAUAGGACCACUUUAAGCCAUACACUCCACAGAGCUGGGCUUUAUGGAAGAGUGGUCAGAAAAAAAGCCAUUGAUUUAAAGAAAAAAAUAAGCAAACACAUUUGCUUCUUGUCAAAAGGCAUGUGGGAGACUCCCCAAACAUGGAAGAAGGUACUCUGGUCAGAUGAGACUAAAAUUGUGCAUUUUGUCCAUCAAGAAAAACGCAAUGUCUGGUGCAAACCCAACACCCUCUCAUCACCCAAAGAACACCAUCCCCACAGUGAUGCAUGGUGGUGGAAGCAUCAUGCUGUGGGGAUGUAUUUCAUCGGCAGGGACUGGGAAACUGGUCAGAAUUGAAGAAAUGAUGGAUGGAGCUAAAUACAGGCAAAUUCUUGAGGGUAAUCUGUUUCAGAGAUUUAAGACUGGGACAGAGGUUCACCUUCCACACCCCCCCAAAAAAAAUCCAGGUUGUAAGGCAACAAAAUAGGUUUUAAAAAAUGCCAAGAGGGGUGAAUACUUUCACAAGGCACUAUAUAUUCACUGCCAUCUUUUACUUUGAUGAUGACACUGUUUUGCUGUAACACAUUUUUUAAUUAUUAUGGUCCACAAUUACAAGCUCCACAGUUUUUAAUCUAGUAUAAGUUCGAAUAUAUUAUGUGUUUAUGAAACUAAGAUGGCAUAAAAACACCUUAACAAGUAUAGAGCAGGGGUGCAUGUUCCUUUUGCCUGUGCCUAUUCUGGUUUAGCAUAAUUAGGAAAUAACCAAACACUGCUGGAUUCUAGUGCACUAAAGCUGGAGCUUGGUUUUAUUUUGAGUACUGUUUUUUGAUUAUGGCCCAUUAUCAGACUUGACUGUUUCAGAAUCUGGCUCUGUGGACUACCAGAGAUUUCAGACUAUCCUUCCUGUCUUUCUUAGGUCCUUUAAUCCUUAAAUAAUAUUAACAUGGCAUUCACUAAUCCAGCCUCCCUGCACUUCCAACAUUAGGACUGAGUGAGUAAAAGAGAGAUAGCGUGAGAUACUUUAGAGAGAUGAAAAUGUGAAAAAGCAGGUUUCUUUUAAAAGCCACAGUGUCAGACUAGAGGUCACUGAGGUAGUGUCUAACAUCAUGUUUGCAUAACAAGUGUUUUUUGGGAUACUUACUUAUGCUUCACAUGGUGGUAAUGGAAGGAGUGAGAAGAAGUGAGAGAGUGAGUGACGCCAGGGUACAUCCAGUAAUCUUCCUUGGAGUUCUCUAAUCACAGGAGACAGGACGAGUUUGUGUACGUGUGGGUAUUUAUGAACAUGUGUUGAUGAACAUUAUUUGCAACAGUAAAUUACUGUAUUUUAAUUGUUCGACAGUAAUAAAUAUACUGUUUUCUGUUUCACACUAAUACUCUCAUAGAAUCAGUUUCUUUUUUCGCCCUGCUAUAAUUUUUUAAUUAUUAUUGUUAUCCGGUUUGUCACUGGGGAAAGUGUUAUGCCUGUUCCUAAUGAUGAAAUUAUGAAUAUAUAACCAAUGUAAUAUUGGUAAAGCAAAGUUUUGUCUAUCAUUGGAUGUCUAAUAACUCAUUAAAGACUUAAUCAUUUUGAAAGUUA